Pocillopora damicornis (cauliflower coral) is the source of this 3663-nucleotide messenger RNA. Its product is annotated as glutamate receptor 2. Gene Ontology annotation, biological process: monoatomic ion transport. Gene Ontology annotation, molecular function: ligand-gated monoatomic ion channel activity; signaling receptor activity. The record is from RefSeq and is a predicted model, not a curated record. NCBI's taxonomy places the organism in Eukaryota, Metazoa, Cnidaria, Anthozoa, Scleractinia, Pocilloporidae. Gene Ontology annotation, cellular component: membrane.
CUCCGCGGUGCAUGAUGCAGCUUCUGUAGUAGUAAAAGGAUUAAACAUAUUCUUGUCAAACAAGACCAGGGUAGAUAUGGCAAUUGAAUUCUCGCCCAACCAGAAGUGCCCUCUACGAAGCAAGAAAGAUUCAAUGGCACAGGCAAUUCUAGACGAUUUCAAAAAGGUCAGUUUUAAGGGCUUCACAGGAACUGUAGCAUUUAAACGUACUGGGGAACGGAAAAUAAAAACUGGCAUGGACAUUUUGAAUAUUCUUCGGGAGGAAGUAAAGAAGAUUGGUUCAUGGAAACCAGAGCUGGGAAACAAAGAACACAAUGUUUUGCCUGGGAGUAGUGAAGAGCCUAAGUGGAUCGGAUGUUUUUAUGAGUCUGUGAAAUGCCAUAAUCACAAUCCAGAUCCUGAAACCAUUGGCCUUACACCAAAGCUACCAAAACUAAAUAUUACCACAGUGCUGGAGCCACCAUUUGUGGAAAAAGUAAAUAAAUCUUCCAAACUUGUGGAUCUAGCUGGAAAAGUUUCUAAAGGAGAUCUUCAAGGAUUCCUCAUUGAUGUGAUUGACGAACUGUCUAAAGAAGCUCAGUUUGAUUAUGAUAUCUAUUUGAGACCUGACAGAAAGUAUGCAAAAAUGAUUGAGGAACUGAAAAAUCAGGAAAAGGAUAUGGCACUUGCACCUAUAACGAUAACUGCCCAACGCGAGCAGGACAUUGACUUUAGUAAGCCCUUCAUGGACUUCAGUUUGAGUCUUAUUAUGCAGAAAGCAAAUGAGCCAGCCAUCAACAACUUUGCUUUUCUCCAACCAUUUACUGGUCAAGUGUGGCUGUCCACCAUUGGUGUGGUUUUGUUUAUCACUGGAAUGAUGUGUGUCAUGGACUAUUUGAGCCCAUUUGGUUACCGUGCUCGCGCUCUUGAAUCUGACGAAGAGCCUGGAAAUGAGUUUAACCUCUUGAACAGUCUGUGGUUUGCUACAGCUUCCGUUUUACAGCAGGGUCCAGAUAGCACCCCUCUGGCGCCUUCUGGUCGUUUGUUAGCCUCUACGUUCUGGUUCUUUAUCUUGAUCUUGAUAUCUACAUAUACGGCAAAUCUGGCAGCAUUCUUCACGAUCAAACGUACUGCUGAUACAAUUAAUUCGUUGGAGGCUUUGGCGAACCAAAACAAAAUAAAAUAUGGUGUUAUGAACGGGGGUUCAGUGAUGACGUUCUUUGAGAAUUCAGAGGAUUCGCUGUACAGAAAAAUGUUCUCUCACAUGAGAGAAUAUAAGACCUUUGUUGAUGGGACCAAAGCUGGAGUGGAAAAAGCGAGGACCGAACAAUACGCUUACAUAACGGAAUACCCGUACCUGGAGUACUACAACCAACAGAAACCUUGCAAUACAAGACUGUUAAAAAAUCUGAUUCAAACCAAGAGCUAUGGGAUUGGACUUCAGCGAAACUCGCCAUACACUAACAGAAUUACAGUUGGAAUUUUGAACCUGCGGGAGAGGAACUUUAUUGAGAGGAAACGUCGAAGGUGGUGGGAUGAUAGGAGCCAGUGUCCACCGCCUUCAAAGUCCAAAACUGGCAACACGCAGAGCCUUGACGUUAACAACUUGGCCGGUGUUUUUAUUAUUCUGCUGGGUGGUGUGGUGAUCUCUAUCGUGCUUGUCAUUAUUGAGAUACGCUGCAGGAAGCUGGUGGAUCUCUUGACAAAUGGGAAGUGUCGUAAAGCUGAAGAAGAAGCAGAUGGUGGUGAAGUUAUUCCUACGGAGAACAUCCGUUUUGUUGAACCGAGGGUCACAGCUCCAUACAUGAUUAAUUUGCGUCCACACUAUGACAAGUACGCAUUUGCACCCGAGAGUAAACUCUAAAACAAUAGCGCAACCAGUGUGAACUGCAGCAUAUACGUAUGGAUGUCUCACGAAUAAAUUGGUACCUAAGUUAAGUUCCAGUGAGUCAAGUGAAUUUUAAAACGGAAUGAUAUCACCUGGGAACUCAUAACGAGUUAACAGCUUUAAUUUAGCUUAUUUAACUCAUUGCCUGUUCAAGAUGCAAUGAACUUUGAGGGAAUGUAAAAGCAAACGGUUGUAGUCUACAUAAGGAUGUGAUCUUUGUCGCAAUGAUCGCGCAGCGGUGUGCUCUGGCAAGGGAGUGUUACGUGACAUGAUGGCGUGACGUGUAGUUGAGUGUCACUCCUGACCAGUAAUCUUUGGUAAUUCUUCAAGCUAUCUAAUAAGGGGCUUUAGGUUAAUGAAAAUGCAAAACUUUGUUCUUUUUCGAAGGGUAUUAUGUUGCUUAAAGGAGCUAUGGCUAUAUAUUUGUUAAAUGCGUUUCAAAUCGCCAUUUUCUAUGAAUUGUUGGAAUCGUAAGAGUUAUGGCUUUAAUCCGUGACAAAUAUAUGAGAAUCGAAAGUAGGGCAAAAAGAUGAGAAACAGUCGUUGAGAUUAUUAAAGCGGAAUUUAUGUCGCUCGUACAGAAAGAGAUGAAGGUGACUUUGAUGGUCGAUGUUUUAGUUCAAAACAUGGUGCAUAUCUUCUGUACUACUUUUAAGAUAUCAUAAGUGUUAUCUCGUGUUCUCGUGCGUUUUUGAGUCAUAAAUCGUCAUCAUUUUUUCUUGUUUCCCAGUCUUAAAGGUUAAUAGACAUGUUAGAUGCCUAUUUUGUGGAAUUCUCCUCCUUUAUUUGAAUCAUAGGAAAAAAAAUGAUAGUAUCUUGCCUUGGCGGCCUUUUCUCAAAUUAAAAAUGGUCAAUUAUAAUCCAAAAUAAGUAUUGCAUCCAACAGCCACCUCACACUGAUAAGCAGUAAAAGGUUCUUUCAAUUGUAGUGGUAACUGUUUUUCGUUAAUGUGGGAAGUUCAUUGAUAGUAUUUGGUUCAUUUUUUAUUUCAAGGAAUUUCAGUAAGCAGUCUAUCUGCUGAUCAUUACCUAGGUGUAUUAUAGUCUUAAGGCCUGGUUCGGACUGUAGAAUAUUUUAGACCUUUGAAUCUUAUCAUUUUGUAGUUAAAGUGAUGAGUGAAAAAACUUUGCUGGACUCGUUUUGAUCAUUUGGCCUGUGGAGAUCCCAUGUUAACAGUACCGACAUAACGGGGAACGUAAUUAAAAGAUGACUCACAUACAAAUCCUCAUUAAAUUGACCCAUCUGGCAAGGAAAAACUUAAGUUUGCACAAUUUUAGUUUUUCGUUUGUCUUUGAAUUAAAUUGAACUCCUUUUUCCACUUUUGCUUCAAAAUGUGUUUCUUGAAAAGUACUAGUAUUCUGCUGGAAAACUGUUGACGUGCAUAUGCAGUUCAACGAUUUAAAUUUUAACAUCACAGCUCUUUCAGGAUCCAUAAGACCCUCUCAAGAGACCUUUCAAAAGGUAAUAAAAAGAUAUUGUGCUGAAAAUGAAUGAAAAUUAUACAUAUGUGAUAUAAAUUGGAAUAAAUGAGUUCAAUUCAUCAGCCCAUGAAAGCAUCUAGAUGAGAGUGAAAGACAAGUUCGAAAAGUAUUUCAUUGAAAAUCUUCAAUGAAUGGAAUAUUAAAAAGAGAUGCACAUAAACAGGAACCACUUAGCUCUUGUCAGAUCAGAAAAACUAAUUCAAUAUUAUAAGUAACGAAAGUUCCAUCCAUUUUCAUUAAAAAAGGUGAUAUAUUCGUAACUGCGAAUGUAAAAACCCCAUUUAUCAAAUGAAAAUAAAAAAACCUCUUACUUC